Betta splendens (Siamese fighting fish) is the source of this 3430-nucleotide messenger RNA. It is a transcript of the gene gas7a, whose product is annotated as growth arrest-specific 7a. NCBI's taxonomy places the organism in Eukaryota, Metazoa, Chordata, Actinopteri, Anabantiformes, Osphronemidae. Gene Ontology annotation, molecular function: actin filament binding. The transcript is spliced from 10 exons. The record is from RefSeq and is a predicted model, not a curated record. Bases 817 to 1854 code for a protein of 345 amino acids. Gene Ontology annotation, biological process: actin filament polymerization; neuron projection morphogenesis. Gene Ontology annotation, cellular component: cytoplasm; actin filament; plasma membrane.
CCGGUGGGGCUGCUGUCAGGUGGACGCUGGGAGAAGGUGUGAGCGCGGCGGCCGUCACGUGUGCUCUCCUGCUCCCCAGCCUCGGCUCGAGGCUCGCGUUCGACGCCCCCGGCGUUGCUGAUGAACACACACGCGUACAUACGCUGCUUGCUUCGCGGUGUUUGUGCAUCUUAUUGGCUGACUGGUUCGUCCUCCCCUGCAAUACUAAUUACUCUCCUGAACAUGAUCAUCCCACCAGCCCCCUCCUCACUAUCAGGCUGUCUGUGGAGGGAGGUGUGGCAAAGAUCAUGUAAAUAAAUGCGGCCCCUCCUCCUCUUUCUCCUCUGACUCCACGCAUUUCUGCGUUUCUGCCUUCUCCCCUUCAUGUCUUCGCCUUUGCGCUGCAGCACCGACUCACAGAGGGAGUCUGGUUUCCUUUCAUCAUUUGAGGAUGUGUGUGUGUGUGAGGGGGGGUGGGGGGUGGUGAGGCAGUGGAGGGUGACAGAGAGCGGAGCCCCUCGCCAGCAGCAUCCGUCUCCUCGUAGGCUUCAACCUUUAGAACCCGUGUGACAGCAGCUUAACCGGAGGCUAGACUUCGUCACGCUCCCUCCCCCGCACCCCCCCCUCACCGUCCCUCCUCCUCCUCGCUCUCACCCCUUCCCACUUCCACGCACCCUCUGCCCCCUCCCCCCCGCGAACGACUCCUCACCACUCACUUCGUAGCUUGCGAGACUGGAGGCAGCCUCGUGAGUGGAGGGAGAGAGCGAGCGAGAGAGAGAGAGAGAGAGAGGAGAGAGAGGCUUUCCCAGAAUAGAGAAUCAGGAGGAGGUGAGAGGGAUGAUGAUGGAAGCCAGCUUUGACACUGAGGAGAGUUUUGACGAUCCCUCCUGUCUCGCCCCGCAGCCGCCUGGCUCUGUUUCGCCGGCCAAGAGGCAGAUCAAGGAGGUCAAGGAGACCAAGACCACGAUCAACUGUGUGACGUUCCCUCUGCCUGGAGAAGGGCCUGAGCAGCAGCUCUUGAAGCCAAACGAAUGGAGCUACUGCGACUAUUUCUGGGCCGACAAGAAGGAUCCCCAGGGGACCACUUCGGUGGCGGGCUUCGAGGUGCUUCUGCAGAAGCAGCUGAAGGGCAAACAGAUGCAGAAGGAGAUGGCUGAGUUCGUCCACGAGAGGAUAAAGAUUGAGGAGGAAUAUGCCAAGAACCUCUCCAAGCUGUCUCUCAGCCCCCUGGCGGCACAGGAGGAAGGGACUCUUGGAGAAGCCUGGACUCAGCUGAAGAAGAGUCUCCACGAUGAGGCUGAGGUUCACCUCAAGUUCUCCAACAAGCUCCACUCGGAGGUGGAGAAGCCCCUGCUCACGUUCAGAGGCGACAACUUCAAGAAGGACCUGAAGAAGUACGAUCAUCACAUCGCCGACCUCAGGAAGCAGCUGGCCAGUCGCUACGCAAGUGUGGAGAAGGCCCGCAAAGCCCUGGCAGACAGACAGAAGGAUCUGGAGGUGAAGACCCAGCAGCUGGAGAUCAAGCUCAGCAACAAGACAGAGGAGGACAUCAAGAAGGCCCGACGGAAAUCCACACAAGCAGGAGACGACCUGAUGCGCUGUGUGGACCUGUACAAUCAAACCCAGUCCAAGUGGUUUGAGGAGAUGGUCACCACCAGCAUGGAGCUGGAGAAGCUGGAGGUUGAACGGAUCGAGUGGAUUCAGCAGCAUCUGCGCCAGUACACGACCCUGCGGCACGAGACCGACAUGUUCAACCAGAGUACGGCGGAACCAGUCGACCAGCUGCUGCAGAACGUGGAUCCGGCCAAAGACAGAGAGCUGUGGGUGAAGGAGAACAAAACCAGCGAGGUCCGGCCGGUGGAUAUGGACAUCUAGGUUAUCCUGAGCUGGGAUCAGCUGACCUGUCCCCAGAACACUGGGGUCUUCUACUGUAUAACAACACUGAUCCAGGGCCAGUGCAUGUUCGGAUGACAGAGGUCUGUUCCCUGACUGGAAGAACAGGAAGAAAGGUCCAGAAUACAGUAACGGAUGGCAGUACCAGCAUGUUCUGAAGUCACACCCUGUCAUAACCAAUAUUAGCUUACUGAAUGCCAUUUAACACAUUCUGCUGUUUACCUGUUGUACAGUUGACACUAAAAAAUUAUAUGUGUUUUAAAUUGUUUGAUUUAGCUUCAACUAACUCCUAAACAGUUUCAGUAAGCCAAACAAAAAACUUUGAUUACUGAUAUUACCUUUAUUUUAGAUACUGAAACAUAUCAAAGUCCUGGAUAUGGAUAUUAUAUAUUUUCAUAUUUUGCUGGUUCAUGUUGGUGGAAGUUGCAUGUUUUAAAUAUCUGCUGUUUUUGCUAUGUUUCAUUGAAUCCACUCAAGGUUUUCUUUACCUUGUAUGACAGGAAUUGAGAAAAAAAAUAGACGUUGUGUGUUUUACUGCAUUUACAAUCCAGUAACCUCAGUUGUUAAAACCGCACACAUACUGUACAGGAAUGUGAUGUUCAUUACGCUCGCCGCAUAUGAGGUGGAUCAGAUGAGGUCAGGGUCUGUUUUGGACCGGUCUAGGGGAAAAAGGUGGUCCAAGUUACACUGAAACACCUUUUAGUGCCUAAUGGUUAUAUACCUGGAAUGUCCUUGAUAUACUCUACUCUGUAUCAGUGUACAUUUGUACAGACAGGCUACACGUAUUUUACUGUCAGAUGUUUAACGCGACCCAGAUGUUUGGACCAAUGAGGUGUUUGUACUGUAGAACAGUGUUGAUUUCUUUGGUAAAUGUACAGAGAGUUUCUUCAUGAUGACGAUCAGUCAAAGGGAGCAACGUGGAAUACACCAAACUACACACAAAAUACUGCAUUUCUCAUAUGGUUCACUUAUCAGAGCUGAUGGGUCAGUUGCCAGAAUGCAAAUCCUGUACGUUUUAGCAAAUGGCUGCAUGUUCAGUGUGUCUGUGUUUAUGUGUUCGUCUUUGUCUUUAUCUGCUCUAGAUUAUUUGGAUUGACGCCUUCUGUGUCUGUUUAUUUCUAUUCCCCAAGCCGACAAAGAUUCAGGUCCAUCGUCCAGGCACCAGAACAAAAAAAUAAAGGAUGAACAGCCUGAUCAUCAAUGCAAAGGUCCUUGUUAUCCAUUGACUUAGUUCAUUUCUACCUGUGCAGAUGUGUUUCGCACCCAAGUGGCUUCAUGCAGGUCCUAAAUAGUUUAUAUCUGUUGUAGAGGUUUGAUCAGUGUUUGUCAAUGUUGUGCAUUAAAUGUAGUUGUUAUGUUCCAACUAAAUGUUCUCGACAGGAAUUGAUGACUCCAUCAUGACAUAACGUUGAGUUAUGCCCUUCUGUGGUGAACAUUCUCAUAACGUGCAUUAAACCCGAUGUUCCUGAUGUUCAAAGAAUGUUUGCUCAUAGGUGACCUCUGUCCAGACGGUGUACUGUGGAAUGCAGUGUCGAAAAUAAAUCUCUUUGAAAAUUAA